Molecule: messenger RNA, 1630 nt
Organism: Pongo pygmaeus (Bornean orangutan)
Lineage: Eukaryota; Metazoa; Chordata; Mammalia; Primates; Hominidae
Gene: AURKC
Product: aurora kinase C
Exons: 7
Coding region: 571-1500 (309 amino acids)
Biological process (GO): protein phosphorylation
Molecular function (GO): ATP binding; protein kinase activity
Source: RefSeq, a predicted model, not a curated record
AAGUGGUUUAGGGUCACGGGCUGCACGAGGCUCCAGCACGUGAGGAGUGGGCGUCUGUUCAUUCCCACGUGCAUCGCGGCUCUCUCCUAGUUGAUGCAUGCGCACCCCGUGGGUGUAUGCGUUGUUCAUUCCCACAACGGCCAUCACCGCACCCUCUGUCUCCUUCCUUCUUGGGCCUCACCCCUGGCUCUCGCUUUCAGUGCCCAGUCCGGACCGCAGCACUCCAGUUCCGCCCCAACCCGGGAACCCUGGACUGAGGCUCCCAUUUCUGUCUUUUCUAUUGGGCGCACUUCCGAUGGCGUCAGGAAUUUCAGCCAAUAGGAGCCAGCCAGGAAGUACCUCUCUGAGCAGGCGGUGCCGGGUAUAAAAGAAGGCCGCGCAGCCACGGCUCUUCACGACGCCGUGGAUCCCGAAGCCUGUGUGGCUGUGAGACCUUAGUGAGGCUGCAGGAGAGCAGGAUUGGAAGCGCCUCGGCCAGAAAGUGACCCCCAACCGCUUUCAGGACCCUGUGAACGGGAACAGCCAUCCAGAGGGUUCAGGAAGGCGUCCGCGCCCUCACCUCUUCUCCCCAUGAGCUCCCCCAGAGCUGUGGUGCAGCUGGGCAAAGCUCAACCUGCAGGCGAAGAGUUGGCUACAGCAAGCCAAACAGCCCAGCAGCCCAGCAGCCCAGCCAUGCGGCGCCUCACAAUUGAUGACUUUGAAAUCGGGCGUCCCCUGGGCAAGGGGAAAUUUGGGAAUGUGUACCUCGCUCGGCUCAAGGAAAGCCAUUUCAUUGUGGCCCUCAAGGUUCUCUUCAAGUCGCAGAUAGAGAAGGAAGGACUGGAGCACCAGCUGCGCCGGGAAAUUGAGAUCCAGGCGCAUCUACAACACCCCAAUAUCCUGCGCCUGUAUAACUAUUUCCAUGAUGCACGCCGCGUGUACCUGAUUCUGGAAUAUGCUCCAAGGGGUGAGCUCUACAAGGAGCUGCAAAAAAGCGAGAAAUUAGAUGAACAGCGCACAGCCACGAUAAUAGAGGAGUUGGCAGAUGCCCUGACCUACUGCCAUGACAAGAAAGUGAUUCACAGAGAUAUUAAGCCAGAGAACCUGCUGCUGGGGUUCAGGGGUGAGGUGAAGAUUGCAGAUUUUGGCUGGUCUGUGCACACCCCCUCCCUGAGGAGGAAGACAAUGUGUGGGACACUGGACUACUUGCCCCCAGAAAUGAUUGAGGGGAGAACAUAUGAUGAAAAGGUGGAUUUGUGGUGCAUUGGAGUGCUCUGCUAUGAGCUACUGGUGGGAUAUCCACCCUUUGAGAGUGCCUCCCACAGUGAGACUUACAGACGCAUCCUCAAGGUAGAUGUGAGGUUUCCGCUAUCAAUGCCUCUGGGGGCCCAGGACUUGAUUUCCAAGCUUCUCAGAUACCAGCCCUUGGAGCGACUGCCCCUGGCCCAGAUCCUGAAGCACCCCUGGGUUCAGGCCCAUUCCCGAAGGGUGCUGCCUCCCUGUGCUCAGAUGGCUUCCUGAGCCCUGUCUGCCUCUGUUCCUUUGUGUGUGUUCAGGGAGCUCUCCCGGCUCUGCCACCUUAUUUGUCUUUAUUUUUUUCUCUUUUAAGAUGUAAGAUGCUAAUUAAUAAAAGCUGAAUCAUUUCGUACCA